Schistosoma mattheei is the source of this 315-nucleotide messenger RNA. The record is from the annotation of a GenBank genome assembly. Lineage: Eukaryota; Metazoa; Platyhelminthes; Trematoda; Strigeidida; Schistosomatidae.
AUGUUGUUGUCAUCACGAACGGGUGAUGAGUAUGAUUUCGACUCUUCAGAUGAAGAAGACGUGAGAAAUACUGUUGGAAACAUACCAUUGCAAUGGUAUGAUUCCCUAGCGCACAUUGGUUAUGAUACCUCUGGAAGACCUAUAAUGAAGCCAGAUAUUUAUCAUGGAAAACCUGAUGCUAUUGACGAAUUUUUGCGUAACACUAACAUCGAAGAUGGAGGAUCAAGCGUAGAGUGGCGUUGUAUACGUGACCCACAUACUGGACAGUUAGUGUUGUUAAGUGAUGGUGAUUUGGAGAUUGUUCACAAUCUGUGA